AUGGCUGAUGGUCAACGAACCGCCUUUGUGAUGGUCUGCAACAAGGAUGGCAGCCUGAUGAUGCUGAAGCAACGCAAGAACAAGGACAUGAAAUGCGAGUCUGUGGAGAUGGGCAUCAGCGAGCCUUGCCGUGAAAACGAAGACUACAAAGACGCAGCACUGCGAGGGCUGAAGUUGGCGCUGGGCGCAGAUGGCUCCAAGGUGGAGAAGAUGCAACAAAUGUUCGUCUUCCCCUACGAGGAGUCCUGCAGCAGCAGCAGCAGGGGUUGCCUCUUCACCGUGGAGGUGGACUGCCAGCUCCAACCGGCUGACAAGUACGAGGCGGUUGAGUUCUGGGCCUGCGAGAGAUCGCAGCAAGCGAUGGAAAACAACGAAUUCGCGCCGCUGUGGGCCACGAUUUGGAAGAUAUUCUACGGCGAGACGCUGUCGAGAUUGGCUGGUUCUGAGUUCGACAUCUUCUGA
Messenger RNA from Ostreobium quekettii, 462 nucleotides. NCBI's taxonomy places the organism in Eukaryota, Viridiplantae, Chlorophyta, Ulvophyceae, Bryopsidales, Ostreobiaceae. The record is from the annotation of a GenBank genome assembly.